AUGCAGCACCUCCUGUACCGGGCUGACAUCCUUGAUCUCAUGAAGGGAUCAAGAUGCGGUCCAAAGCGCGCAGCAGCGAGCUCGGGGACAACCGCAAUGCGACGGGCGAAGUUCGCUGUCCCCGUGGCAGUAGGAGUGCUUGAACUGGGCCGAUUUCUCGCGGAUGUCGUCUUAACCAGACAGAUGCCGUUACUGAAGGAUUCGCUUAUCGUUCUACUGUUCUAUCCUCUGAGUGACUGGGAGGGAGACGAGAUUUACUGGGAGGGAGACGAGAUUUACGUGGAGGGAGCGCCAUCGAGCGAGGAGCUAGAGAAGCUUGCGGAAAGUCUGCAUGGGAGGCUUGAGACUGAGGAUGCUAGAUAUAGGGUUAUCAAGCAUGACAAUACUGCCAAAGGUGAAUCAAAAGGGGAUUUCAGUCGUGGGGAGCAGCGGGGAGCGUGA
Messenger RNA from Colletotrichum costaricense, 441 nucleotides. RefSeq lists its product as uncharacterized. Lineage: Eukaryota; Fungi; Ascomycota; Sordariomycetes; Glomerellales; Glomerellaceae. The record is from RefSeq and is a predicted model, not a curated record. The transcript has a single exon. The coding region runs from base 1 to 441 and encodes 146 amino acids.